Stylonychia lemnae is the source of this 1260-nucleotide messenger RNA. NCBI's taxonomy places the organism in Eukaryota, Ciliophora, Spirotrichea, Sporadotrichida, Oxytrichidae. The record is from the annotation of a GenBank genome assembly.
AUGUAUGUUCCCAAAAAUGUGAUGAAUAAGGAAAAAGGCAGAAAGCAGCUCAAACUUAUGAUUAGUAAUUAUUUCCAUUAAGUUUAAGGUUAGCCCCUAAGGUAGAGAAGGGCUUCUAAGGAAAAUCGUACAAACAUGUCUGAUGAGAAUUCUAAAGGUAAAGAAGACAUCAUACUCUUGUUGUCUCCUGUUCAAAGUGAAUCUAAUGAAGAGUAAAUGAGAAUAACUCAGAGGAAAUUUGUUCUGAGUCCCCUAAAAAAUAAGAGGCGGGGAAUGUAUGAAUAAUCCAUUGAUGGUAUCAAGAAUUUUCCAGAUAUUGAAUAAAAGCCAAAAUAUCACAUAAAUCAUCUCUAGUUCAAGGAUGUUAACAUUAAGCAAUGCUAGUCAGUAUCGAUACAGAAUAAAAUUAAUAUACCAAAUAUGAAAACUUAGGAUUAAGCAUUAAAGCUUUCUGAGCUCACCAAUAAUAUGAUUCUGAAUAAGGACUCUGAUAUAAUCUCUUGGAGAGACACUACAACAAGUGAUUCGAUGAGCAGCAGAAAUUUGUUUAGCAGCAAUCGAUACAGCAAAUUAGCAAACUCAGGUAUCAGAAUCAAACAUUUUUAUUCCAGAUAGCAUAUCCUCCCAUAGUUCAGCUAGUCAAAUGCGAUAAACUAAACUAGUUCUAACUAAAGUAGAGUAUUUUAAGGAAAAUUAAACUCAGUUGAAAAGACAGCAAAGAGACACUUAUUCCAAAGGAUGCACAAUUUUUAAAUAAAUACUGAUACUUCAUAUAAUGAUCAACCUACCUCAAACCAAGUUACUCCUGGUCCAUAUACUAUGAAAGGCAUUGAAAACAAGAAAAAUGUGAUUAGAAGCAUGAAUACAUUCUUCAACGAAAUUAACAUUAAAAAAGAAGGAUAUACUCCAAAUAGAGACAACUAAUCUAAACCUUUGAUUUUUUCAAUUGAAACUCCUCAAGUUACUAGAAAUCAGUUUUUCUCUAGAGAUAAUAAUAGUAUCUACUCCAUGAACAAGAGAUAUAAAAACUAGUUUCAAAGUUUAUAGAUGAGACUUAAUAGAUAAAAUCAAGAUGCUGUUGAUAUAAAAAACUUAAUCUCAAGUGAAUUCAAUAAUGACGCUAGAGAUCUUUAAUCAUAAAAUGAACAACAGGAGUUAUUGGAGAUAGAAAUGCAUAUUAAGGAUUUUUAAAAUGCCAAUUAGAAGAGGUCUUAAAAAGAUUAAAACUAAAAAAUAUAAAAGUUCCUAUAAAAAAUUUGA